Molecule: messenger RNA, 834 nt
Organism: Fomitiporia mediterranea MF3/22
Lineage: Eukaryota; Fungi; Basidiomycota; Agaricomycetes; Hymenochaetales; Hymenochaetaceae
Product: anti-silence-domain-containing protein
Exons: 4
Coding region: 1-585 (194 amino acids)
Biological process (GO): DNA replication-dependent chromatin assembly
Cellular component (GO): nucleus
Molecular function (GO): histone binding
Source: RefSeq, a predicted model, not a curated record
AUGUCCAUUGUCACCAUAAAAAACGUCGAAUUCUUAAAUAACCCUGCACGCUUCACAGACCCCUACCGCUUCCGUGUACUUUUCGAAUGCAUCGCGCCUCUGCCCGACGACCUUGAAUGGCGACUCAUAUACGUCUCCUCACCAGGAAACGAAGAGCUCGACCAAGAACUUGACUCCUGCCUCGUUGGACCUGUUCCAGUCGGCACUAACUCCUUCGACUUUGAGAGCCCUGCACCUGAUUUUCGACGUAUACCACCCGAAGACCUCCUUGGAGUUGCAGCACUCAUAUUAACAGGAAGCUACAACGACCAGGAGUUUGUCAGAGUAGGAUACUACCAAAAUACGGAGUACGACGAUGAACUACUUCGAGAGAAUCCCCCUGCUCAGGUAAUGGUCGAUCGAUUAACAAGGGACGUGAACGCGAAGCCUCGAGUGACACGAUUUCAGAUCAAGUGGGACGUAUCUCCGAUGCAGAAUACCCAGGUAGCAGUUGGCGCAGCUCAAUCUGCUGCAGUACCGUCUGCGAAUGACUUAGUCGAUGACGAACCAAUGGACGUGCAACCAACGGGCGUACCAGUCGCAUGACACCCUUUUAACCUUGGAUUGUACUCAUUCUUCUCAAUCUCUGUAUUUACGUAUGGUCUAUGAAUUUAUAUUAUGUAUACAAUAGAGGGCGUUUACUGUCAUCAUGUCCUCUGGAGGCCAUUUAUAUCCUUAUUACCUGCUCAUGCUUACAAGCAAUGACCCACAUACGAUUUUGGGUUCCAAGGAAGUAUCACGAAUAGAUAAGGACAUGGAGGCUGUAUUUACAUAACCAGUUGAAAUGUGACGUCA